Cladocopium goreaui is the source of this 8940-nucleotide messenger RNA. NCBI's taxonomy places the organism in Eukaryota, Dinophyceae, Suessiales, Symbiodiniaceae. The record is from the annotation of a GenBank genome assembly.
AUGGCAUCCUUGCUUGCGUCGCCAGCCGAACUGGCUACUUUGACCUCCUUGAACGACGUGGUCACCUUCGCCGCAGUGGAGGCGAACCUGUGGACCUUAUUUGCCAAACAGCUUGGCAACCCACCAAGCGUUCGGAUCCUAGCAAUGGUUCCGGCCUCGGUGUUGCAGAAAACCAUCUUGGGCCUGCGGAUCCCCUCUGGUGCCGCCCCGGCGGAUGGAACCCCGCCGCCGACGCGCGAUCCCAACGUCACCGAGACGAUCCAGAUGGCGCUGGUGUGGCGGGUAGCCAGGCAGGCCGUAGGGCUGGAGGACAUGGAUCCGAUGUUGCCAGGAGCGGAGUCCUCCUCGGCUGUCAGGGCCACGGUGGGGGCAAGUCCACCAGUGAGUGGAACACCGGGGGUGGCGGCAGCAGUGCCUACGCAAAACCAGCCAUCGCCAAAGAAAGUGAAGUUGUCAAACGUGUUGGACCAAACAGACGACACAGAAGUUGCAACAAAGACGAGGGCCGAGAUGGGCAUCUAUUUCGAGAACCAUCGGGAGAUUACGGGCGCAGACCCGCUACCAGAGGUAGAGCCGACCGAUCUUCAAGUUGCAGCAAUGGAAGACAAAGUCGUCAUGAGGGACGAAAGUCCUUAUGCAGACUUCUCCAUCCUUACACCUUUUGGGAGAAGGAUACAAAGAGCUAUGAAAACGAAAAGCUACUCAUUCCAACCGGAUGGCACGUGGAAAGCGGCCGACAUCCCGGGGCCACCUCACUUCCAGGCGUGGCAAGCCUGUUUCAGGGUGUACCGAGCAGUUUUAUUCAUGCUGCGCUACAAUGCAACAGCGGCGCCGGCGGGAGGAGCGCCAGUGAGCGCAACUCGAGGCAUGGUGACAAGGAGACCAUUAGUCGUUCAGCCUCACUCCCUCGAGAGAUACUUCGAGGCCUUCAAAGAGCUCUGUCAGGAGUUCCCGGAAUGCUGGCAUUUGCUGAUGCCGGCCGAGGAUCGAAUGAGAGCCGAGAGGUUCGAGCACAUUCGAAGGAAUUUGCAAAGGGCCCACAACGAGGGCAAAGUCCCGCUGGAUGUGGACUUCAACCCAGCGACUCCUUGGGAUGGGGUCUUCCAGGCUGCGGCGUUGGACCACCAAUACUGGGACGCCAAUGUCAGGAGACCCGCAGUCGCCUUCCUUGCCAGGAUGGGGAGCCAAUUGCAACCGACGCUCGAGCCCGUGUCAGAAGGAGCAAAGGCGUCAUUGGCCAAUGUGGAGGCGGCCCUCGGCGCGGCAGCUCCAGUGGGGGCGGCGUCACCAGCCAACAAGAAGACGAGGAAGAGGAAGAAGGAGAGCCCAGGCGAGGGGUCAGACAAGGAGAAGAAGCCGGCGACGAAGCCAAAGGUGGAAGACCGCUUCACAAACAAAACGCAUCCCAAGAAGUGGGGAGGUCUCUUCCACAGCACGCCAGAGGGGCGAGAGCUGUGCUAUACCUGGGCAAAGGGAGCUACACCAGAGGCUUGCGCGGAGCCCUGUGCGGCAAACCGAGCGCCCAGUGUUGGCGUGGAAAGGGGACGGGAAGGACAGUCCGUCCGCCCCUUCAGGUUCUUGGAGCUGUUUGCCGGGCAGGCAGGGUUUUCGGGGGCUGUCAAGUUGGCCGGUGGAGACCUGGUGGAGGUGAUGAAUCACCAAGAUUCUUGGACCACAAAGUGGGACAUCUUGGUGGACGAGGACUUCGAGAAAGCACGAGGAUGGGUGAGGGAAGCAGACCACACCCAUUUAGCCCCGCCUUGCAAGUCCUUCACGAAGGCACGGAGGUCAGACAAAUUCGGGACCACCAAAGUCGUGCGGUCGCAAGCACAACCAGAAGGCUGGGGCGACCCUCUGACAGUAGAGGGCAACAAAAUCGUGGAGAGAGUGUCAGUCCUAUUAGACGAGGCUCAGUCGGCAAGGAACACUACUUCGUUGGAAAACCCGGAGGACUCGUUCAUUUGGGAGCAGCCAACGCUGGAAAGGCACAUGAAAAGAAUGGGAAAGGUUGGGCUAGACCAAUGCCCAUACGGUGCCGAAACCAAAAAGCCGACUGGGAUCCUUACGGGUGCAUCAUGGAUGGCAGAUGUUUGUGCCAGGUGCGAGGAGGCACGACCACACGAGCAUAUGCCAGGUGGUUUGGUCGGAAAGACCUUGGAUCAUUUCUUCGAUCCGCCAAGAGAGGUGUGGAAAACCGCUUUAGCGGCCGAGUACCCCACGGGGCUGUGCUGGGCAUGGGCACAGUCGCUUGUCCGCUUCUUGAAGACAGAAGAAGGACGGGUGGCGCUGCAGAAGAAAACCUUCAGAGUGAAAGGAAACGCGCUGAGUGCGGUCCAGCCGGAAGUACAGACAAGGCAUCCAGCGAGCAAUCGAGAAAGAAGAGAGAUAGAAAACGACCGGGCGGUGGGAGGACUAAGAAAUCCCUACCGUGCCAUUCAGAGCAAGGCUGCAGCUUGGAAGCUGGGCGCCAGUGUGCGCCACGUGCUCUUGGGGGUCGUCAAAGAGAACUCACGGGAGUUGCACACGCUGGUGUCGGGGGGGUCCUUUGCGGGCUUCCACAAAGACACAGUGGCAGCAGCAGCCAGUGCGCUGUCGUCACUUGUGGGGGUGGAGCAGGAAACCCCAUCUCCGAUACGGGUUACACUCCUGGAAAAGCUGCUGGAGAGGAGCCAAGACCCAGAGAAAGACGUGACGCAGUGGCUGAGAGAAGGCUUCCCGCUGGGGAUAGAGAAGGAGCUUGGAAUCAACAACGUGUUCCCGGCAACGGAGUGGGAUACAAAGGCCGUGGAGCUGUCGCGGCAAUUCCCCCUGCUCACCGACUGGAGCGAAGUGGACCAAGCGGAAAACUACAAGUCCUUCCAGGAAGCAGGGCAAGCAGCAUUAGAAGAAUUGGAGCGUGUGGCCGAGGCAGGCUAUGCGACGCGUUGCAAUUCAUGGGCCGAAGUCCUGCAGUCUGCUGGAGAAGGAGCCUCGCUGACCAGGCUUGGAUGUAUCCAAAAACCCAAGCCAGGAGGGGGUGUCAAGACCCGAUUGGUGGUCGAUUGUCGGCGAUCAGGCAUCAAUGGGUUGAUGUGUAUCAGGCAGCGGGUCGUUCUACCGAGAGUGAGCGACGUCGCAAACGAAUGGGCUGCCAUGGUGCAAGAGGACAACGAUGCGGUGGUCCACUUCGCCGUAAUCGACUUCCGCGAUGCCUUUUACCAAUGCCGACUCGCACCAGUGGAGCGCAAACAUGUAGUAGUCAAGGCCAGUGGGUCGGUCUACUACAUCUUAGAGGUCGUCGCAUUUGGCCUGGCCUGCGGGCCACUGUUGUGGUCAAGGCUGGCCGCGGCACUCGUGAGGCUUGCCCAAGCGGCUUGUUGGGAUACAGCCCGCAUACAGUGUUAUGUGGACGACCCCUUACUGGUGGUCAAAGGGCUGGACGCGGUGGCCAGGUCAGUGAAUCUGGCGAUACCGCUCCUGCUGUGGCAGGCGUUGGGCUGCCAACUGAGUUGGAACAAGAUGCAGCUGGGCACAACCGUACAGUGGAUCGGUUUUCAGCUGCAGCUGAAAGAUGGCUGCAUUGUGGCACAACUGUCGCAAGAGAAGCUGGAGAAGCUGCAGAGGGCUUUGGAAGAGUUGUUGCAGCACAAAGGAGUCGUUCCAGUUCAGCUCCUCCGGUCGAUGGCCGGUUUAUUGGGUUGGCUCACGUCAAUCGUCAAGCUGGCAAGGCCGUGGGUAGGAAUGAUAUGGGGAUGUGUCACAGAAUGCGAAUCCCGGGUGCCGAAGCGUGCCAGGGAAAGAAAGAAUUUGGUGUUCAUGAAACAGGUGCAAUUGGCACUAAGCACCCUGCACAGGAUGACUCAGUGCAGCUCCUUGAAUGCCACCUUCCACUGGCAGCCACGCGCAUUGUGGCAAAUACAGACAGAUGCUUCAGUCUUUGGAUUUGGUGGCAUCCUGUGGUAUGGUCGACAGCCAGUCGCUUGGUGGGCAGACGAAAUCCAGGAAUGGGAUUUGGCGCUGCUGGGGGCCAGAACAGGAGACCCAGCCUGGCAAUCCGAGUGGGAGUUGCUGGCUGUAGCAAUCUCAGUCAAGCUGUUUGGGUCACAAAUAGCAAGUCAGGCCGUGCACUUGACGACUGACAACACAGGCGUCCUGCACACUGCCUUAAACCUUAGGGCCUCCUCGCCAGGAAUGGUGGCCAUUGCCGCAGAAUUGGCCUGUGUGCUUCGUCAGUAUGACGUUGACCUGCGGCAGGGCGACCAUGUCCGUUCUGCCGCCAAUUAUCUGGCAGACGCCCUGAGUCGGCUGUCCCGCGGUGCGGCUGUGCCUGCACUUUUGGGAGUGCGCUUGUCCGCAGUUCCGUUGCCCAAGCUCGGUAGAUCGGUGGCACCGUGUGGCCACGGCACAUGCCGCGAGGUAGUCUCCUACCUCGUUGCAUCGCUACUCGGUGCAGUAGCGCUGUUGUGGCAGAAAGAGGUGACGGCGUCUCGGGAAGAUUACGCCAAUGGGCCAGUGCGCUUCCCCAAGAACGAUGGCUUCGACCCGUGGUCAGCCUUGGCCCAGAGGGCGAAGCUAGUGGUCUCAUGUCAAAAUGAAGAAGUCGCAAGGAGGAAGACUAUCCUUGCACAGCCUGGAAUGGAAACGGAAAACGACUUGGCGGGGGCGCUGGCAGAAAGAAUCCUGGGUGACAAAGGGCGCCACCUCGAAAUGGCCUGGUGGGCCGAGGUUAAGCGAAAGGAUUGGGCGCUUCACGGAGAGAGGCCAGUGAUGCCUUUCUCUGUGAUGAAAGCCUACGCUGUGGCCAGGCCUCCGGGACAAGAUGAACCACAAGAGGAAGGGGGGCUCCCGUCCGCGGGUAGUGGCGACCUUCGCCCGCAUGGAGAAGGGGACCCGGCGGGGGCCGAUACAAACAAGGUGCCAGUCAAAGUGGAGCCCAAGGAGGACGAUGGAGCCUCCUCAGAAAACGAAGGCUUAGGAGCAAAGAGGAGGAAAACGGGCCCCAGCAAGGACCACUUUGUAGAGCCGGGGGGGCUCAGAGCGCCCACCACGCCGGCAGGGACCCCGGCUGCGCGAACCACCGGCCCCGUGGUGGCGCCGCCUAAAACAAGGGCGAGAGGGUCUGCGGCAAAAGCCUUGGUUGUCGCCUCCUCGGAAGAUCUGAUGAAACAGGCAAGAAUCAACUACGGCGAGUUGGUCUAUGCAAAAUCAACGGCAAUUGCCAAAGAAAGCAAGGCCAGAUUAGUUGUGCAGAUCGCGGAAGCGAGAAACCUGGAACCGUUUCCACUUACUCCUGCAGUGAUCGGGGAAGUGGCGGCGGUUCUGCGGGCAGCCGACUUUGCCUCAGGCGCAACGUACCUUUCAGAAGCAAAGCAAGUGCAUCUUCGAAAGGGGUACGACUGGGACUCGUCCUUGGAUCUGGCGAUGCAAGACGCCGAAAGGGCCCUCACCAGAGCUCUCGGCCCGGUUGUGAAGGCCGAGGAAAUACCUCCAAAGCUUUGGAGACUAUGGCAACUGGCUGGUCGUAGGGGCUUUGUUCGAAGUCAAAUGCAGCCUCAGGCGGGGCCAGAGCUGUGGGGAAUGGGCUCGGCGUUCUUGCUGAGAGAAACGGAACUCGCACACCUCCUGAUGGGUUCAGUGUCUUUGGAGGUCACGUUGCUCCUCUCCAUGUCAAAGACCGACCCGGGAGGAAAAGGGGCAAGGCGCACGAGAUCAUGCGUGUGCUCCUAUCCGCCUGAGGACGAAGGCGAGAGUGACUGCCCCUUUCACGCCACGCUGUUGGUGAUGGCAGAAAGAACCAAGGUACUUCGUGGAAUGGGCUACGAGGAAGAAGAAUUGAGGGAGUUCACUGUCGUUGGACAGGUCGGUUGCCCCACCUUGAUGGUGACCAAAGAAGCCAUGAUAGCGGCUCUUAGAAAGGACGUGGAAGAGGCCUGCAAGUCAUCCGACCUCGCAAAGCACCGGUUGGCGGCCCCAAACUUAGACAGGGCGACGGGCCACUCACUAAGAAGAUCCGGGGCAAAGGACGCCGUCAAGAGGCACGGACUCCCAUUAGCGAUGGUCCAGUGGCUUGGCCGUUGGGGAUCCAGUGCGGUCCAAGGCUAUGUCGAGGACGCCCUUGAAGAAAUGCCUGAAAACAAGGUGGCUCUGACCACAUGGGAAGGAGUGGCCCGCAAAACCCUGGAGCAGGCCGCUAAAUGUCAGGAGAUACAGGAGAUGAUCAAAUUGGUGAAAGCUGAGGUUAAAACCAACGAUCAAAACACCAGAGCCAUGGUACAGGAAAUCAGGGACCAAGCCAGACCGAAGUUGGUCCUGAACCUGUCCACUCUUAUGGUGCAUGCCACCGCACGGUCCGACAGCAGUGAGUGGGCAGGCAACCCGCUCAACUGGGUCACCCGGUGUGGUGGCUGGAGAUGGGCUGCCGCUGGAAGGCUAGCAAAGCCUCUGUCGGCAAAAGAACAGGCCUUGGAACUGUUUUCGCAGAUGGCAGAGGUCGCCGAGGUCGCUGAGAGUCCAGGUCGCUGGACUUUCGAGCGAGCAACCAACAUCGCAGCUGCGGCCUGCGGACGCAGCAAUGCUUGGACGAAGGCAUGCGCUCUGUUGGAUAUGCGACCUGUGGGUGGGGAGGCUGCGACUUCCAGAAGCAUCGGCCAUGCCAUUGUUGCAGCUGCCUGCGAACGUGGAGCUGCGAUUCGUAGUCUGCCGUGGCAAAUGCGAGCAGCUGCACUGCAGUGGACAUCAGCAUUGUCAAAUGGAUCGCACGUGAAGCUGUUUGCAGACACGGCUCCGGUCGUGGCCUUCUUGCAAAGCAGUGGAGCCUUGAGUGGCCCUUGCAGGAGGUUUGCGCGUUCUUUGUCAACUGUCCUCCAUUGUCUUCGAGCUCCGAAAGGUCGCAACUUAGGUCUUGCUGGCCUUGCAGACCUCGGGUUAGUCUCUGCCCGAAUUGUGCUACAACAGCUGCGCGUGACAGCUGGUGCCAAGCUGGAAUGCUUGGAGCUGGUGGUCGAUCGGCACCGAAGCUUUGGUCGUCAGAUGGCCUUUGUCGCUGGGGCGACAGCUUCAGGAGAGCGUGUCCAGGUUCUCUUUCAGGAUGCGCAAGAGCGCUGCAGUGCAGAGGAUUUAGAGGCUCUCAAGAAGCAGCUGCCCACCAGCAGAGCAUUGGCGUUGGGAAAGAAGGACUUUUUAGUUUCCUGCUUGAUUGUUGCAAGAGAAAACACUAAAGAUGAUGCUGGACCUCCUGUGUAUCAGGCGGGAAAGCUAUUGAGUGUUUCUUCGCGAUCAAGAGGAUACCUUGAGCUGUCAGACAAGGACCAUCGCCACACCAUUUUUGCAGACUUCGUGGCUUCAGAGCUGCUGCAAAAGGAGGGCAUUGGCGAUGGCUAUGUGCUUGAGGUCGCAGGCGGCAAAGGAGCGCUUGCUACUGCUUUGGGCUCCCGUGGGAUGAAAGUACUGAUGGUGGAUCCUCGGCCUUCAGAGGCAUCAGAAGUUGUCGACGAGCUUGAAGCCACGGAGGAAGGUGAAGAUGAGCAUGAUCAAGCUGGUUCAGUCCGCAGAAUUUGCUCCAACUUUGACGACUCUUCGAUGUCUUUGGUAAUUGGAUCAGAAGCGGUGGUUGCGAUGCACCCAGAUGAGGCCACUGAUGCUGUGGUCGAAGCUGCCUUGACUGCCCAACGGCCGUUUGCUGUCGUGCCGUGCUGCGUUUUCCCACGGAUUUUCCACCAGCGCCGCUUGAGAAACGGAGGAGGAGUUGUGGGCUACACAGGGCUCUUGCGCUUUUUGAGGGAGAAGGAUCCACGCAUUCGUGCUGCACGAUUGCCCUUUACAGGACGAAAUAUUGUGCUUUACAUGACAAAGAAUGACUUUGGCAGCGAGAAGAAGGCAACGGAUGUUGGACCCCUUCGUGCUCCCGAUUGGGUACAUGUCCGCUGAAGCUUCACAGUGGAUACGCAGAUGAAAGAUGCCACGACAGUUUCACGGGAAACCGGGCUCCACGAAUGGUUCUUGGCAAAAUUGCUGGACGCACUCAGGCCGCGGAUGAAGUUGGAAGCCGCCUGCCAGUAGGAAUUUCUUGGAAAGUAAACCUAUGUUGCUGCUGGCACGGCGCAACCUGGUAUACCUAUGCUAUGAGGAGAUGCGGACGAUUAUUUCCACGCCAUUGAAACUGUACGAAUUUUGCAGACUCCGACCCGAUUCAGGCCUACAGAGAUUGAUGACAUAUGCUGAUGCUGAUAGAAAAUUCGUGAAACUGACGUAAUUCUACGAUUCCUAUUUGUUUGGGAAAGGUCCAGGUGGAGUGAUAGCCGAUGGCGUGACUUCCACAUUGUUUCUGAUGCGAGAGACGGAGAAUCGGUUGGUGAUACAAUGCUCGCGUGGAACUACACUGAUGAAGAGCAAAUGGCAAGUGUCCACAGGCUGAAGACUUCAACUAUUGAGUUGCAGUUGAGAGACUACACCAAGAGCUCUGACGUGCUCAGCUCCCUGGAAAACGUCUCUGACACCAAUGGCUGUUUACGUAACUUAACCAUCCGUAAGCAAGAGACAGACGAAUGGCCACCUGCGCAUACAUGAGUAUACAUGAGUGCAAAGAAGUGACUCUCAUUUACAAAUCAAUUUCUGCAUUUCCCGGCAUCGGUGCAAUGAUGUGCCGGAAACUGGUGCAAUGAAGGUCCAUUUGUGCAUGGUUUUGUUCAAAUGGCAGCAGUGUCAACACGAGCAGCAUACCUCACUCUCGACUAAUUUCCGUAGCUGCGAGCUGGAUGCGCUGGAUGCAGCAGGUUUUAAUUUGACGGCAGCCAUGGAGAAGCUACUGAUUUGACUCUGUCUCGUUUUGAUUUCACUGGCUUUGAAGAGACUCCAAGAGUUGCCGUUCGGACAUAUUCGGACAUGCUCGCUGGCAUUGACCUUGAAAUUCUCCCAGGGCUGCUCGAGAACUCGAAACCAAGAAGAUGCGGAGCGACAAAAAAA